CUGUCUGAGUGAGCGAUAGAUUUACAUGGGCUGGGUCUGCAGCAUCUGCAACUUCAAUCAGACCUCUGGCCACACCCGUGCCGCUGCCGCUGCGGCUCUGUAGCCCUCCUGCCUGACAGCCCCAGCUCUGCCUUCGGAUGUGUAAGCAUGCUCGCGGGUGAACACUUGAAUGAGACCAAGGUCGACCUCGGUGAGGGGCAAGGGGAGCCAGAUCAAAGUGUUCAGGUGUCCAAGGGGCAGCCCUCGUCGCUGGAAGACCGGGACCCCAGAGGCAUCAAUGCCCACUUAAAGGUAAACUUUGAAGAUGUGAUUGCAGAGCCUGAUUCGGUGCAUAGUUUUGACAAAGUCUGGAUUUGGAGUGAUGCAUUGUUUGAAGUAUCUAAGUUAUGGUGCUAUCGAAUCAUCUCACUUAUAUUUGCUGUGCCAGUGUCUUUAAUCUCUGGACUCAUUUUCGCUCUUUUAAGCUGCCUGCAUAUCUGGUGUGUCAUGCCCUGUAUCAAGAACUUCAUGAUGAACAUGCCUUCCAUUCAGACCAUCUGGGGGAGUAUUGUGGACCUGAUCAUUUCCCCUUGCUGUGAGAGUAUGGGGAGAUGUUUCAGUGGCAUCAACCUACACAUUUCCCGCGAUUAAAAUUCCACCUCAUUGCGAGUAGCUGGAUCCAAUUGAUUUGACAAUCUGGAUACUACAUCAGCAUUCUGACCACAGUGCCAUCGCUGUACAGGAACUCGUACAGAGCUGUAAAUUCAAAGCCGUGACUUGUUUCGAACAGGUGCACAAUACGCAAACUGGGUCAGCCAUUUUAAAGUGCUCGGUUUCCAUGGCAGCUUUGAAAUUCUUUUGUAUUAACUGCUGCAAACGUUAUUGCAGGCAAAGCUGGAAUAAAUAUUAAGGAAUGCGUCCAGCUGUAUCAUAAGUCAUUGUAUGUUCUGAAAUAAACUCAAAAGUGCGCUUGUUAAGUUGUGAUUUUUAUUUUGAGUGGAAAUCUGCAGCAGCUCUCAACCCUGUUCCUUUAAUGCUUGCUGUUGUUUUGGAUUAAGUAACUAUCUAUAACUUUUUAAUGUCCUUAAAGCUUCUCAGGGAGUAACCUCAAACCCAUUGGCUGCUUUAAAUACUGUAACAGUAUCCCAGUUGUCGGGCGCCUGGCUGUUUAUGGAAGCAUCUAGCGACAUUUUUAAGUGAUCCCUUUCAACUCUGUACUACUCUGCUGGUAAAGGUAGCCAUUUUCAUCCAACUGAGCCAGGAAUGGUGGAAUGGGCAUCCAUCCACGCUGUAUGAAUCUUUAGUUCAAUUGUUUUUAAUAAAUAGUGGUUCUUGCUUUU
Molecule: messenger RNA, 1319 nt
Organism: Chiloscyllium plagiosum (whitespotted bambooshark)
Lineage: Eukaryota; Metazoa; Chordata; Chondrichthyes; Orectolobiformes; Hemiscylliidae
Gene: cav4a
Product: caveolin 4a
Biological process (GO): caveola assembly; cell differentiation; regulation of cytosolic calcium ion concentration
Cellular component (GO): sarcolemma; focal adhesion; caveola
Molecular function (GO): molecular adaptor activity
Source: RefSeq, a predicted model, not a curated record